AUGUUGUCUCUUUCCAUUGCCGCGUUGCACAGCAGCAGCAUGACCUCCACUGAAAUGAACAUGACGACCAAGGUCAUCUUCUACGAGGACAGGAACUUCCAGGGCCGCUCCUAUGAGUGCAUGAGCGACUGCUCCGACAUGUCGUCCUACAUGAGCCGCUGCCACUCCUGCAGGGUGGAGAGGGGCUGCCUCAUGGUCUACGACCGCUCCAACUUCAUGGGCAACCAGUACUUCAUGAGGAGGGGCGAGUACCCCGACUGCAUGGGCAUGAUGGGCAUGAGCGACUGCAUCCGGUCCUGCAGGAUGAUCCCCAUGCACCGAGGAUCCUACCGGAUGAGGAUGUACGAGAGGGAGAACUUCGGAGGGCAGAUGUUCGAGCUGAUGGACGACUGCGACAACAUCACGGACCGCUACCGCAUGAGCAACUGCAUGUCCUGCAACGUGAUGGACGGCCACUGGCUGAUGUACGAGCAGCCGCACUUCAGAGGCAGGAUGAUGUACAUGAGGCCCGGCGAGUACCGCAGCUUCAUGAACAUGGGCUUCGGCGGCACGAGGUUCAUGAGCAUGAGGCGCAUCACUGACUCCUGCUACUAG
This is a messenger RNA of Salarias fasciatus (jewelled blenny), 594 nucleotides long. RefSeq names its product gamma-crystallin M2-like. Lineage: Eukaryota; Metazoa; Chordata; Actinopteri; Blenniiformes; Blenniidae. The record is from RefSeq and is a predicted model, not a curated record. Gene Ontology annotation, molecular function: structural constituent of eye lens. Gene Ontology annotation, biological process: visual perception; lens development in camera-type eye. The coding region runs from base 1 to 594 and encodes 197 amino acids. The transcript is spliced from 4 exons.